This is a messenger RNA of Pogona vitticeps (central bearded dragon), 2903 nucleotides long. Lineage: Eukaryota; Metazoa; Chordata; Lepidosauria; Squamata; Agamidae. The record is from RefSeq and is a predicted model, not a curated record.
AAGAAAAGCCUGACUGCUCCAAGGCCCGUUGUGAAGUACAGUUUUCUCCUCGCUGUCCAGAAGAUUCUGUUUUGAUUGAAGGGUAUGCUCCACCUGGUGAAUGCUGCCCUCUACCUAGCCGCUGCGUGUGCAACCCUGCAGGGUGUUUGAGGAAAGUUUGCCAACCAGGCUAUUUGAAUAUCUUGGUUUCUAAAGCAUCAGGCAAGCCAGGGGAAUGCUGUGACUUCUAUGAAUGUAAACCAGUGUUCAGCAUAGACUGUAGUACAGUGGAAUGCCCUCCUGUCCAACAAGUUGUUUGUCCUUUGGAUAGCUAUGAAACUCAAGUCAGGCUGACAGCUGAUGGAUGCUGUACUCUUCCUACAAGGUGCGAAUGUCUCUCUGGUUUAUGUGGUGUUCCAAAAUGCGAGGCAGGCUACAUCCCCCAAAUAGUAUCACGUGGAGACAGAACACCUGGCAAGUGCUGUGAUGUCUUUGAAUGUGUCAAUGAAGCAAAGCCAGCAUGUGUAUUUAAUAGUGUGGAGUAUUAUGAUGGAGAUAUGUUUCGAAUGGAUGCUUGCCGGUUUUGUCGAUGCCAAGGUGGUGUAUCUAUUUGUUUCUCAGCACAGUGUGGUGAGUUACAUUGUGACAGAUACUAUGUACCAGAAGGAGAAUGCUGUCCAGUAUGUGAAGACUCCCUUUCUCCUGUUAGUAACCCUGCUGGUUGCUAUGCUAAUGGUCAGAUUCAAGCACAUGGUGAUCGCUGGAGGGAAGAUGACUGCACUUUUUGUCAGUGUAUCAAUGGGGAAUCUCAUUGUGUGGCCACAGCAUGUGGACAGAGUUGCCUGAAUCCUGUAAAAGUGCCUGGGGAAUGCUGCCCAAUGUGUGAAGAGCCAACAUACAUCACAGUGGGUCCACCCACAUGUUAUCCACUAGUGAACUGCAGCUUAACUGAGAUGGAUUGCAUUUAUGAUUUCAAAGUAGACCAAAACGGUUGCCGUACCUGCCAGUGCAUAACUCGAGAGGAGUUCUGUGCUGACCUCAUGUCAGGUUGUACCUUGGAUUGUGAAUUUGGUUUCCAGACGGAUGUCCACAACUGUAAGAUCUGCCAGUGCCGCCCACGUCCUAAAAAAUGCAAAUCUAUAGUUUGUGACAAGUACUGUCCAUUUGGAUACUUGAAAAACAAGCACGGAUGUGAACUUUGUCGUUGUAAAAAGUGCCCAGAACUUUCAUGUGGUAAUAUCUGUCCAAUGGGCUUUCAAAAAGAUAAUCAAGGAUGCCUUGUCUGCAGAUGUAUAGAGUUGUCGGGCUCUAUAAUGCCACCAGCCAAAGUGGGUUCUUGCUUAUCAGUUGAUGGGCACCGUCAUGAAAAUGAGGAAAGUUGGCAUGAUGGCUGCCGUGAAUGUUACUGUCAUAACGGACGGGAGAUGUGUGCUUUGAUAACUUGCUCUGUGCCCAACUGUGGCAAUCCUACCAUACAUCCAGGACAAUGUUGUCCAUCAUGUCCAGAUGAAUCCGCUGUGGACAAACCUGACCUCAGUGGUCCAACCAUUUGUUACGUUCCAGGAGGAGAAUAUUUUGUGGAAGGAGAUACAUGGAAUAUUGAUUCUUGCACACAAUGUACAUGUCAUAAUGCACGGGUUUUGUGUGAAACUGAAGUGUGCCCACCUCUUCUUUGCCGAAAUCCAACUCGUACUCAGGACUCAUGCUGUCCACAGUGCCCAGACGAACCUGCUCAACCUUCCUUGGCAAGCAAUGAGAGCAUGCCCGGUUAUUGUAAAAAUGAUGAUGGCGAUAUUUUCCUUAGUGCUGAGUCUUGGAAACCCAAUGUUUGUACCAGUUGUAUUUGCAUGAAUGGUGGAAUCAGCUGUUACUCUGAGUCUUGCCCACCAGUAUCUUGUGACAGACCUGUUUUAAGAAAGGGACAGUGUUGUCCAUAUUGUAUAGAAGACACAGUAUCAAAGAAAGCAAUGUGUCACUUUAAUGGGAAAACAUAUGCUGAUGAAGAACGUUGGGAUAUUGACAGCUGUACUCACUGCUAUUGUCUGCAAGGUCAGACCCUUUGUUCUACAGUUAGUUGUCCUCCACUUCCAUGUGUAGAACCCAUUAUUGUGGAGGGAAGUUGCUGCCCAAUGUGCCCAGAGAUGUAUGUACCUGAGCCUACCAAUAUUCCAAUCGAGAAGACAAAUCAUAGAGGAGAUAAUGAACGGGAAGUACCAGUUCGGCCUACACUCAAUGAAAAUGAUAUUCAUAUCCAUAGAGAUAUGGGUCACCUUCAGGGGGAUUAUAGAGAAGCCAGAGGAUCACAGCUGACUACAGAGGCAUCUCUUACUUCUCUUGCAUGGGUGACAGUGCCUAUUAUGACAGCUCUUGUUCUUAUAAUAGCACUUCUACUUCUCAAUCAGAAAAAGCAAUGGAUACCAGUAUUGUGCUACAGAACACCAACCAAGCCGUCAUGUCUAAACAAUCAGCUGGUAUAUGUGGACUGCAAGAAAGGUACUAUGGUUCAAGUGGACAGUUCUCAGAGGAUGCUCAGAAUUGCUGACCCUGAUUCAAGAUACAGUGGAUUCUACAGCAUGCAAAAACAGAACAACUUACAGGCAGAUAAUUUCUAUCAGACAGUGUGAGACAUUAUAUCUUCCCAAGAAGUUAAGAAGAAACAAAGACUGAAUCUGCUAUUAAAAUGAAACUAGAAUUGUGCACUUGCUUAGUGGAUUGUAUUGGGUUUGUGACUUCAUGUACAGCUCUAACACUUACUGGAAUGGGCUCUGACUCCUGCAGUAUGCUGGAACAGGCAUUCCCUAUUCUCCUUGCAGUAACUGACCAUGUGUUUCCUUGGAACCAAAGUUCUAAAACUUAAGCGGUUGUAACAUAGUAGAUGAGAUCAUUUAGGAAGGGGAAAUUAAGUUGAGCUUGUGUGGUUGUAA